Epinephelus moara (kelp grouper) is the source of this 2157-nucleotide messenger RNA. It is a transcript of the gene drap1, whose product is annotated as DR1-associated protein 1 (negative cofactor 2 alpha). Gene Ontology annotation, biological process: positive regulation of transcription by RNA polymerase II; negative regulation of transcription by RNA polymerase II; transcription by RNA polymerase II. Gene Ontology annotation, cellular component: negative cofactor 2 complex; nucleus. Gene Ontology annotation, molecular function: transcription coactivator activity; transcription corepressor activity; core promoter sequence-specific DNA binding. The record is from RefSeq and is a predicted model, not a curated record. The coding region runs from base 166 to 867 and encodes 233 amino acids. NCBI's taxonomy places the organism in Eukaryota, Metazoa, Chordata, Actinopteri, Perciformes, Serranidae. The transcript is spliced from 7 exons.
GACCUGCCAGGGACUGAGCGAGCGAGUGACGACGUGCUAGCGAGUUAGCAGGAUAGCUAUCUCUACCUAGUGUGUGCGCGGUUGAGGUGAUUUAUGUAUGAUAUAGAGUAGUACUGCUGAAUAUAAUCAAUUUUAUUUUACGUUAGCAACCCAAGUAAUUUAACUAUGCCCAGCAAAAAGAAGAAAUACAACGCCAGAUUCCCUCCGGCGAGGAUUAAGAAGAUUAUGCAGACAGACGAAGAAAUAGGCAAAGUGGCUGCAGCAGUACCUGUUAUCAUUUCGAGAGCCCUGGAGCUUUUUUUGGAAUCAUUGCUUACAAAGGCCUGUCAAGUCACCCAGUCUAGGAAUGCAAAGACAAUGACAACAUCGCAUCUAAAGCAGUGUAUCGAGCUAGAGCAACAGUUUGAUUUCCUGAAGGACUUGGUGGCAACGGUGCCAGACAUGCAGGGCGAAGGGGAGGAGAACCACACUGAGGGGGGAGGAGAAAAAGUCCCACGCAGGGGUCGAAAACCAGGGUCUGGUCGCAAGAAUGGGGGAGCUGGCUCCAAAGGCAAGGACAAGAAGUUGUCUGGCACAGAGUCAGAGCAAGAGGAUGACUCUGAAGACAGCGAGACGGAUGGGGAUGAGGAGGACGGCUCUCAGUCAAGCACAAAUCUGCAGGCUGCAUCCAGGUUCCACAGCUCAAACGCACCCCCCCAGUACAUGCCCAUGGGCGGCAUGGUCUCGAUGGGCAGCAUGGCUCCCGCACAGCCCCAGGGCGGCAUGGCCUUCGCCCCCCACCCUUCCAUGAUCAGCGUCGCGCCACCUCCCCCAGCCCCUGAGCCGCACAAAAACGAGGACGACGACGACGAAGACUAUGACUCUUAGCUCCCUCCUCCUCCACCACUUACACACACACACACACACACUCUUUCAACAUUAUUUUCGAUUUCUUAAGUUGUUCUUGCGGCGGCCGCUCGACGCCGAGGAGGGAAAGACUCUUCAUCGCAGCCCGCUGACAGCAUCAUCCUCCGCAGCUGGCUGUUACAGACGCCGCUGCAGGAGACAGGAAUCUGGUUGUAUAUUAUGUGUUUUAAUUUUCAUUUUUUUUUUAAAAAAAGGUUUUAUUUUAUUGUAGAGGAGAAUCCAAUGAGGAUGUUUUUUAACAAGUCAGUCGUUCUUUUUUGACUAUUACAAAACAGCAGUCGUCACUGUUUUUUUCUUUUUGCCAUGAGCCCCCGCAGACAGGAUAGGUGUGGUUUGUGUUGCCUUGUAGCUUUUUCUUUUGGCACUUUCCUUUUUCCUCAAUCCUCUGUAGUAGACAUUGUGAAGUGAGCAAAUCAGUCACUCAAAGUCGGCUGGAAAAAAUAAACCAUAGGUGGUAGUUAAAGCCUUAUUAUAGCCUCGGAUGCAAAUGCAACUAGCUGAGAUGAGUUCAAGGCAGCAGUUUGUGAAGUAUUUGGAAGGUGAUCAGCACUUUUUGAAGAGAAAGGUCACUGUCUCGCCCAUGAAGUGUUAUAUUACUGUUAUCGAUUGGCUAUAAAAUACUGCUGUUGAGCCCUACUUCCCGGCUUUGUCGCAACUCACUAGUCAGUCCAAUUGUCAGGCUGUAACAUAAACAAGGAAGCAGGUGUAUUUUUACUAUAGGUUAGCUAACCACAGCUUUUUUUUUUUUGAAGUAGUUUCUAUUUUUAAUUCACGUUUUUAUCAAAAGAACCAUAAACCUCCACAACCGCAGCCGUGAAGUCAGCCAUAUCAGCAGGUUAAUGAGUAACAUUUUGUUUGUUGUUAUUUUUGACACUGCCAGAGGUCAGUCACUCUGGCAGUUGGACCUUGUAUAUUAUUUUAUACGCCCAUUAACCUCCCCUGAAUUGCCCAUCAGAAGCAUACUGUGACUCUUGGACCAUAACUUUGUUUUUAAAGUUGUUUGUCUCCUUUGUCCAAUCUCAUUUCUAUUCUGCCCCCCCCCCCCCCCCCAUUUUGAGUAACAUAAUUUCUCCCCUCUUUUAGAUUGUUUUAAAUGUACCCAUCAAAAAACAGAGAUGGGGCUCCCAUUUAUGUGUCAGUCUCAGUAUGAAAUGUUUCCGAAUAGACAGUUGACACUGUAUUGUAAACUUUUAACAUUCUUUUUAUUUUGUAUGGGUGAAAUAAAGUUCAUAUUUCAAUUAAAAAAGAAAA